This is a messenger RNA of Ornithorhynchus anatinus (platypus), 775 nucleotides long. RefSeq names its product trypsin-like. The record is from RefSeq and is a predicted model, not a curated record. Bases 1 to 768 code for a protein of 255 amino acids. The transcript is spliced from 5 exons. Gene Ontology annotation, biological process: proteolysis. NCBI's taxonomy places the organism in Eukaryota, Metazoa, Chordata, Mammalia, Monotremata, Ornithorhynchidae. Gene Ontology annotation, molecular function: serine-type endopeptidase activity.
AUGACAGAACACAAACAGUCACUGCAGAUGCCCAAAACUGACCACAAGCGACCAAUUCAGGAAGUGGCUUUCCCCUUGGAUAACGAUGAUGACAAGAUCGUUGGGGGUUACACCUGUGCCGAGAACGCUCUCCCAUACCAGGUGUCCCUCAACAGUGGCUACCACUUCUGUGGCGGAUCCCUCAUCAACAGCCAGUGGGUCGUGUCUGCUGCUCACUGCUACAAAUCCCGCAUCCAAGUGAGAUUGGGUGAGCAUGACAUCGAUGUACUUGAAGGGACUGAGCAGUUCAUCGACUCUUCCAAGGUCAUCCGCCAUCCCAACUAUGACAGCUGGAUUCUGGACAAUGACAUCAUGCUGAUCAAGCUGUCGACCCCCGCCACCCUCGACAGCCGCGUGGCUUCCGUCUCCCUGCCCUCCUCUUGCGUGGAGGCCGAGACCACUUGCUUGAUCUCUGGCUGGGGAAACACCCUUAGCUCUGGCUCCAACUACCCCUCGCUGCUACAGUGCUUAGAUGCCCCCGUGCUCUCCGACACCGAUUGCCACAACGCCUACCCUGGAGAAAUCACUGAAAACAUGAUAUGCCUGGGAUUCCUGGAGGGUGGCAAGGACUCCUGCCAGGGUGACUCCGGUGGACCCGUUGUCUGCAAUGGCGAGCUCCAGGGUAUUGUCUCCUGGGGUUAUGGUUGUGCCCAGAAAAACAGGCCAGGUGUCUACACCAAGGUCUGCAACUAUGUCAGCUGGAUCAGAGACACCAUGAGCAGUUACUAAGUGGUUU